This is a messenger RNA of Haliotis rufescens (red abalone), 3041 nucleotides long. RefSeq names its product 1,25-dihydroxyvitamin D(3) 24-hydroxylase, mitochondrial-like. The record is from RefSeq and is a predicted model, not a curated record. NCBI's taxonomy places the organism in Eukaryota, Metazoa, Mollusca, Gastropoda, Lepetellida, Haliotidae. Gene Ontology annotation, molecular function: monooxygenase activity; oxidoreductase activity, acting on paired donors, with incorporation or reduction of molecular oxygen; heme binding. The coding region runs from base 188 to 1687 and encodes 499 amino acids. Gene Ontology annotation, cellular component: mitochondrial inner membrane. Gene Ontology annotation, biological process: glucocorticoid biosynthetic process; C21-steroid hormone biosynthetic process; cholesterol metabolic process. The transcript has 9 exons.
AAAAAUGCGAGUGGUAACGAAUGGUGUACUGCUCACUGCAGGCUUCCCUCAGAGAAAGGCGGAAGUGUCAAAACUAGCGUUUCUGUGAACCUAUUGGUAUCGCGUUGGUAAUCAUAGCGCAACAAUUCCAACGAAUGACAUAACAGUACUAUAUUGUUCCAGUUUCAAACAUUUGGUGGCUGGAAAAAUGUUUCGCGUCGGUCGAUGUACUGCGUUGAGGCCGCUCUAUUCCCUUCGAGGCUUCUCAACAGUUAAUGCGGGUGAAAAGGAGGUCAGGCCAAAGCCGCUAAGCGCCAUGCCGAUGGUGAAGGGGUGGCCCGUUAUAGGGACUAUGCUAGAGUUCGUGAAAAACUAUGAGGUUGCGCAUGAGUUACUUCUCCAACGUCACAAGGACUUGGGGCCUAUUUUUUUGGAGGAUACAGGAGGAUUUAAACAAAUUUACAUGAUAGACCCAGCUGCACUGGAAAAACUGCGUCUUCAAGAAGGAAGAUAUCCGUUAAGGAUAGGGUUUCCAGCUUGGGACGAAUAUAACAAGGAUGCGGGGCGAGCUGAUGGGCUUCUUACAGCGCAGGGGGAGUUGUGGUAUCGACUGCGCAGCGUGAUUGACAAGCCGUUGAUGAAGUUCAAGACAGUCGAGAGUUAUGGCGACCAGUUCAGCGCUGUCGCGGCCGAUUUGCUUGACAGACUGGCAGCUCUCCGAGGACCAGACGGAGUCGUGGAACGCAUCGACGUCGAACUCUUCAACUGGGCCUUAGAGUCUAUUUGUACGGUCCUGUACGAGAAACGCAUGGGCUGCUUGUCUGACAACCGAAGUGCAACCACCACCGAGUUCAUUGAGGCAACUCAUGCAAUGGGUGAAACGACAAACAAACUUAUAUUCUUCCCUCCCAAAUUCUCUAAAAUGUUCAGGCGUAAAGAUUGGAAAAGGUUUACUGGAAGCAUGGACACUGUAUUUCGCAUCGCAAAGGAAAAUAUUGACCAAAAGUUGCAGGAGAUAGUGGACAAGCCUGAAGAUGAGGACGCAGGUUUCAUCCAGCAAUUGAUGGCGAAGGGGGUGCUGUCCCCCAAGGAGAUGUAUGCCAAUAUUACACACGUCAUGGCGGGCUCAGUUGACACCACGACACACACAGUUCAGUUCCUGUUGUAUGAAGUAUCCAGGCAACCAGACAUUCAAGGGAGACUACUGGAAGAAGUGACACGAGUUGUGCCCCCUGGUGUCAAACCAACGUCUUCACAUUUGAGAGACAUGCCGUACCUAAAGGCUGUUCUUAAGGAGACCUUACGUCUGUAUCCAGCAGGCAGCGUUGUGAUGAGGAACAUGCCCAAGGACGAUGUUGUCAUGGGAUACCACGUCCCAGCCGGGACAAUGGUCAGUGUGCCGAUCUAUGCCCUGGGACGACAGGCAUCCUUGUACGAUGACCCUUUGACCUUCAAGCCGGACCGCUGGAUGAGGGACAAUUUGGAGGAGAGACAGAAACGCAACCCUUACACAUACCUGUCGUUCGGCUUCGGGCCUAGGAUGUGUGUUGGGCGCCGUGUUGCUGAAAUGGAGAUACAGACACUCGUGUCACACAUCAUCCAACGGUUUGAAAUCGAGCCAGCAGACGACAAACCAAUCGAAGUCCGUGCAAAACUGUUCCUACUACCAAAGGAUCCAGUGAGGAUCAGAUUUAUAGACAGGAAGUGACGUCAUCUAAUGGCUGACACAUUUGUCCCUUUACCUGUUUCUGCUAUCAUAUAUUCAGUGUGGAACAGAUUGAUUACAUCGCUUGAACAUAUUGAGAUUCACAUUAUUUAAGUGAUGGCCUUCGUUGGUAUACGUUUCUGAUGAACUUAGUGAUGGGUCCAUGAAUCAAUCCGAUAUGAUUUUGAAUAUGGACCCCGUACUGGAAAACCCAUUUCCUUCAACAAGACAUCAAUUUUUCAGAUAUUGAAAUUUGAUAUGCGAGUAGUAUGAUAAAGUGUCGUUUUCCGGUACUGGAAUACUAAUUUACUUCUUUUGCAUUGGCAUGCUGGCUAAAAACUGAAUCAAGACGUCAAAAUAUGCUUCUGUUCACCUAGCAGCGAAUGGGCCCCGUAAGGAUGAUAUGGUAAUGUGACGGUUACCCUUAUUUCUCUUAGGCAGCUUGGUUCGUAUACUCCCCAAGGAGCUGAGAAUGACAUCUGAGAAAACACUGAUCAAUUAACAGGGUAAUAUUGAUAAAGCGCUCAAAGUUACAGGAAGGCAUGGAACAAUUUUAAUAUUAUAGAAAUAUUCUUUUUAUUAUUAUUGUUAAUAUUAUUGUUGUUGUCAUUAUUAUUAUUAUUAUUAUUAUUAUAAGGAUCAUGGUAUAUCUUGGCUGAAGGCUGGUCCGCAUGUCAUGAUGGUUAUCAAAUGUUUCAUGUGAAUUAUAAUUAGAUUUUUGUCUUAGCAACAUUUAAUACAUGCACUUGAAAUGUUCACAGCAGCACUCAAAGCACAGGCAAAGCUUUUUAUACUGUCCAAAGCUGCGUUAAAAGUAGCUCACUCACUCACUCACUUCAUACUAAGAUCUUACGGUUUUCCUUAGCUUCAGAAUAUUACAUGUUCAAUGGACUAAGAGAGACCGUAUCCUUCCUCGUCUUUUGUUCAAAACCAAUUUCACUUCACCCACCAUCUGUCUCUCAAUCUUUGUGUUCCAGGUUGUACGUGUUAUUUGCUGAAAUAUUUGUAAACAUCGCUUUGUUGUUGUAUUAAGAGACAGCGUUUCCCAUCUUAAAACCAAUUUCACUUCACCCACCAUCUGUCUCUCAAUCUGUGUGUUUUAGGUUGUACGUGUUAUUUGCUGAAAUAUUUGUAAACAUUGCUUUGUUGUUGUAUUAAGAGACAGCGUUUCCCAUCUUAAAACCAAUUUCACUUCACCCACCACCUGUCUCUCAAUCUGUGUGUUUUAGGUUGUACGUGUUAUUUGCUGAAAUAUUUGUAAACAUCGCUUUGUUGUUGUAUUAAGAGACAGAGUUCCCCAUCAUAACAAAUAUGAUAGAUGGCAUGACAUGUUCGAAAUAAACAAUGAUGACAACAG